This is a messenger RNA of Linepithema humile (Argentine ant), 3325 nucleotides long. It is a transcript of the gene Qsox1, whose product is annotated as Quiescin sulfhydryl oxidase 1. Lineage: Eukaryota; Metazoa; Arthropoda; Insecta; Hymenoptera; Formicidae. The record is from RefSeq and is a predicted model, not a curated record. Gene Ontology annotation, molecular function: flavin-dependent sulfhydryl oxidase activity; protein disulfide isomerase activity. Gene Ontology annotation, cellular component: Golgi membrane. Gene Ontology annotation, biological process: protein folding.
AGAAGCAACGAAGCUUCAUAUCGUUCGACGUAUCAACCGACUGGGAACGUGUCUGUCGAAAGACACAAAAUCACAGGCUGAAAGUAAGAGAAGAGUGAUCAAAUUCUAAUGUCAAUUAUUGGAGACACAAGAUGAACCAAUUAGAUUUAAUAAGGACUGUACUGAGAUUGUGUCUACUGAAUUUUCUGGUAGACUGGAGUAGCGCAGCUUCAAUAGCACAUAAGAAUCCAAAUCUGAUAGGCGGCCAGGGAUUGUACAAUGCCAGCGACGACGUAGUGAUUCUUAAUGCCACAAAUUUCAAAACUAAUGUUUACGGCAGCACCAAGAGUUGGCUAGUUGAAUUUUACAACAGUUGGUGUGGGUUUUGUUAUAGAUUUGCACCAACUUGGAAGGCUCUGGCAAGCGACAUUCUCUCUUGGAACGAUAUUGUCGUGGUCGCUGCGAUAGAUUGCGCUGAUGACGAAAACAAUCCGAUUUGUCGCGAAUACGAGAUCAUGCAUUAUCCAAUGUUGAAGUAUUUUUCUGUGAACGCGCAUCCGCCGUCCUUGGGUAUAGCGAUAGAAAAGGGGGAUAGUGCCGACUCGGUGAGACAUAAUUUAAUUAGUCGGCUCGAAAUAGAACAGCAGGAGGGACGAGGAUCUACAUGGCCUAACAUUGCACCAUACAGGAACGUCGAAAUAACAGAUAUAUGGAGGACGACAUCCAACAAUGUGAAGCAUUUCUUUCUGAUUUUCGAGAACAAGGAUUCCCACCUGGGAGUGGAAGUAAUUCUCGAUCUGCACACUAUCAACAGUUUGCAAAUACGCAGGGUAACUUCCGAUAACGAGCUACUAUGCGUGAUGAACAAGGUCACCAAGUUCCCGACCUUAAUAGCCUUCGGACGUAACGAGUCGCAGAAGGUUAUCAACGUGAGAAUACCGACGAGGCAGGGCGUGCGACGGGCUAUUAAGGACUACGUGAUCUCGAAAGGAGUGAACAUCGACGAGGUGGGCACAACGGUUUCGCAUGAUGUUGCGCAGCAGAAUAUAGAGAAAGUGCUGCAAACAACGCUUGCGGCGGUUGUGGAGGUUCAGGAAAAUCAGGAACAACCGUCGUCGAAGAAGACCGAUGACUACAUGUAUCAACUCGAUUUGGAGAGCGCGCUGCGAUACUCGAUCAAUCACGAGAUACCUCUAACAAAGUCGAUAGACGGUGAGAAGAUGGAGGUAUUACGGAAGUACCAUGCGCUACUAGCCGCGUAUUUCCCCCUGCGACGCAACAACGCGUAUCUGGAAGUGAUUCGCAACAUCGUGAAGAACAGAAGCUCCGUGACCGGCGAGGAGUACAGCCAGCUGGUGAAGACGACGGAGGAGGAGAUGUCGCCGGUGUACUCGGGGCCGUCUCGUCGGUGGAUAGGAUGCAAAGGUAGCACAGCUUCGUACCGCGGCUACCCGUGCGGCUUGUGGACCACGUUCCACAUGUUGACUGUGAAUUUCGCGCUGGAACCGCACAAGGAUGCUUCUCAGGCCUUCUCGGAAGACCCCGCGGCGGUGUUGCGAGUGAUGCACAGUUACAUCGGAACUUUCUUCGGGUGCGCCGACUGCGCCGCGCAUUUCGUAGAGAUGGCUAGAAGGAAUAAGAUAUUCGACGUGCGUAGCAGGGACGAGGCUGUGCUCUGGUUAUGGCGAGCGCACAAUCAGGUGAACGUACGAUUAUCGGGCGACGACACGGAGGAUCCCGAGCACAGGAAGAUUCAGUAUCCCGCGGCUGAGCAUUGUCCGACAUGCAGAUACGUGAACGGUAGCUGGAACGAGGAAGAGGUUCUGCGAUAUCUAAAAGUCAAGUACAGCUACAGCAGCAUUAAGCUUGACGAGAUUAAUGAUCUUGCCACAAUCAACAGCAACGACUCGAGAGCGAGAUCGGAGAGGCUCACCAGAGAGAUGAAGCACAUCAAUGCUUUCGGCUGGGAUUUAAAUAUAUUCGACAUUAGCAUUUGUGUGGUGUUGUACUGUAUUUCGGCCGUGAUAUGCGCGCUGGUAUGCUUCCAGUUCGCGAUCAAAAAAACUCUGAAGAAAUAUAGAAAGAAGGGCCACAUCAGUUUGUUGCCCAAAGUGUGAUGUCAUUUCUCACGCUUUGUCAUUCCUGGACCAGUAAGCGUCACUCAGGCAUUUCAUUUCCAAUUAAAAAAAAAAGGUAAGUCGUAAAUAUUGAGGUUGUGAUAUCUUCCAAUUAUAAUGAUAAUUCCAAUUAUAAUCGUGCAGUUAUAAUGAUGCAUACCAAUGAAAGUGGAAUUUGCAAUUGAAUGUUGGAAAAUUUUCAAGAACAAAUUUUUCGUAUUUAUUUUUCAAAUUUAUCGUUUUCUCUAUCAAACUUGUACUGCCAUCAGCGAAAGACUAAUCUAAUCACAAAUUUCUAUAUACUAUAUCAUUCAAAAGUAUAAGGCUCUAGAAAUUAAGACUGCGGAGCAUCAGCUGAAUAGAAAGAUUCAACUGUAUAUAGAAAUCUGUGCACUCAAUGAAUCUGAACGAAACGAGAAUGACUCAUAUUUGUACGAAUUUGUAUAGAAAUUUAUAUAGAAUUUGUAUACGAAUUCGUAUAUAAAUAGUAUAUAUAAUAGAUACGAACAUUUAGAAAUAUACCUUCGUAAAAUAUAUUUAUUUAAUAUUGCUAUACUCUUGCCACGUUGCUGUGACACAUUGAAGACUACGUAUUUAUUAUUCGUCAUAUAUUAUCGAAGAAUUAUACAAAUAUACAACGCGAGUUUAACUUGCUUUAUUUGGCAGUGUAAGUGUGAAUGCAAUGCAGUUUCAAAUUAAGAUUUAACGUUAUAUUAAAUUCUAAAUAAAAGUUAAAAGAAUCAUUUACAAUCCUAAGAUAGGAAUUAGAAAAAAAACGCAGCAUAAUUCCACCAUUACUUUCAGAAAUGUUUGCACGUAUCUUUCUUUUAUUUUUAUACACUUGUUUUCAUACCUUUUCAUAAAAAAUCUUAUAUUACUUAAGAUAGGAAUCGACAAGUGUUAAGUAGAAAUACCAACUGAUAAUUGUUGAUGUUCAAAUAAAUAUUAAGGGAGUCAAAAUUGCAAAUUGUAGAAACUAAUCUCUGGUCCUUGUCGUAUAAAUGGCAUUUGAAUAAUCAGAAAGAUUGUGUUAAGAAUAGUUUAGACUGUGCAAAAGAUGGUUUAUGAUCUGUUAUAGCUAUAUCUUCCACGGAUAGAGUAUUUGAUUUGUAAAUAAGCUCUUAAAAACAAUUAUUCCUUCUUUACUGAUCGUUAUAUUAUAAGCCGUCAUAUAUUGUACAGCUAUUUCUUAUGUACAGUUUGCGAAUAAAAUAUAAUACACAAUUAAA